This is a messenger RNA of Caenorhabditis bovis, 2481 nucleotides long. NCBI's taxonomy places the organism in Eukaryota, Metazoa, Nematoda, Chromadorea, Rhabditida, Rhabditidae. The record is from the annotation of a GenBank genome assembly.
AUGAACAAAUCACUUCUGUGUCAGGCAAACAAUCCAGGACAAGAACUCGUUACUGCACAGGACGUUGGAAAACUCGUCGAUGUUUCGAAUGUUGGAAAAGGAUUCUUGAGAUAUGUGGGUAGUAUUCACGGAAAAGAGGGAAUAUUCUGUGGAAUCGAACUAUUAGAACCAAAUGGUAAACACGACGGCACAUUUCAAGGAAUUUCUUAUUUUAUUGCCACUCCACAACAUGGCAUUUUUGCGCCCAUCUUUCGGGUGAAUUUGGAUCGCCAUGAGCACAAAGAAAGACGGCCAAAAGUUUCGCCUUCGGAAAAUCGGCUCUCCCGUUCGGCAUUACCUGCUCUUGACCUAUGUAACCCCCUAACACGUUCGCCGUCUUCCAAUGAAGACGUGAUGAUGAAAUCGGCGGCGGCAGAGCCGAUUUCAAUUCUGCGUCGAGAAGCAGAUCCCAUGCAAAUGUCUAUGUAUUCCGAUAUGAUGGACGGCUCAAUGCUUUCCAACGGUUCGUGGAGUGAUAUCGCAGAGUCGAUGAUCACUUCAAAUUGUACAUUUACAGUACGAAAAGGGAUAAGCCUUCCGAAUGAUGACGAUAUGGAUUUAAUGAGUGUUCCUAUGGUUCAAUCCGUGUUGAAUAUUGAUCGCGAAGCAUUGAGAAGAGAAGAACAACUGCAGUCUUCAUUCGUUCUUGGGGAAUCACGCAUUGGCGUUGAGCAUCUUCCAAUAAUUGAAGACGUUGAUGAAAUGGAAACUCCAUUAGUCGAGAACAGACCCAAAUCAACGACGAUGUCAUCAAAGGCUGAUAAGAAAACUGCUCACGUUGCUGCCCCACCGGCUCCAAAGUUCCCAGUAAAACCAAGACCACCAAGUAAGCAUCAACUGAUGAUGGAGCAAUUAAAAGCGUCAAUUGAAGCAGAAAAGAAUAAACCGAAAAAAGAGAUAAAAAGUCGUGUUUCUUUGUUUCCCCCACCACCACCACCAAAACAGCAAAACGAAAACCGAGAAGGAGAAACAGUCGAAACUCCUCGUAAAUCAUCAACAAGGCAACCGUUGAAAAGUGUACAUAAAAUAAAAUCAGCAUCAACGGCUCCAGUAGAACGACCAAAACGAGAAAGAAAACCGUUAUAUGUUCCACCGCCUCCGAAAGAAAGAGUUGAAAAGGAAAAAUUGGCAUCAAAAAUCACGAAGCCGCAGCAAAAUUUCAUUCCAGUAACUAAGAAAGAGAUUCCAAUGAGCGGAUGUACUGGAAAAACACAAGGAGUUGUUAAUAAAAAUACUCCAGCUCUGUCGGUAUCAAAAAAAGUGAAACCGCAGUUAAUUGAUGAGAAGGAAAAGCUGAUCAGAUUGCAGAAAUCGUGUCUGGGGUUCGAGGCGUUAUCUAUCGUAAUAUCCUCGCUCAAUGAUGCUAACACCAAAGCCAUAGAGCAGUACAUUAAGAAAUUAGAACAUAAGUCGCAGGAAGUCGCCGAUCUUCGCAAACGGAUCGAUGAAGCAACCAGAAAAUUCCAGGAAGACGUCGAUCGACUGGCGGCGACUCACUUGCAAGUUGCUAAAAAUCAUGCCCAAGAAAUCGAGAAUCUGAAAAAGAAGAAUGAGCAGCAGUUGGCACAAAAAAUAAAAGAAUUCGAAGUUCUUCUUGACGAUGAAAAAGCACGCCGGGAUGCUGAAAUGUUCGCAAUGAGUAAUCGACACCAGAAGGUUGUUGCAUGUCUCGAUGAGAAAAUUGCCGAGUCAGAAAAACAGUGCGAGCAACUAAAACUAGACAAAAAAACAUUGCAAACAGCACUUUCAAAUGAUUGCGAUCAGAGGAAUCAAAUGUUAACAAAAGAAAUCUCAUCACUCCAAACGGCAAUGGAAAUGAAAUCAGCAGAAAUGAAGGAGCUAAGACAAAAAAAUCAGAAUCUAUCUUUGCAAGUUGAUGAAAUUCCUUUGAAAGAACUGGAAAUCAGUAAAUGGCGUCACAAGGCUAAUGAAUAUAAGCAAAUUCUAGAUCAAAAGAUAAACGGUGAAAAAAUUCUGGUGCAACAAAUAGAGGAACUGCGAAAGAAGCAAAUUCACGACGAUGAAGAAAAAGAAGCUAUGAAGAGAAGCUUAGACUUGAUGCAGUUUAAAUAUGAAAAUGGAAAUGACCAAAAUGUUUUAAGCUUCUGCUCUGCACCGGCAGAUAGUCGCUUUGGAACUCCUACUAAAGUUCAAUUUCGCUCCAAGUCUUCUGCAUCUACGUCUGGAAGUCGACCACCGUCAAUGAAUAUGCCAGGCGAGCAGGAUCCAAUGAUUCGAUCCACACUAUCAAUGUACACAAGUCAAAUUCGGUUGCCGGAAAACCAUGCAACCGACGUAAUUUACGCCCCUGAUGAGAUCAUUUCAAGCCGUAGUGGUUCAAUAUCUCAAAGACUUUCGAUAGCAGUGGAAAAUGAAAGUGAUCCUACGCUUAAAAUUGAAACCUAUAAUCCUUCCGACUCUGGUAUUGGUAUGGAUUUAUGA